AUGGUCGCCCGCCGCCGCAGCCCCGCUAUGCCCAGGCGCACGGUGCGCGUGGCCGGCAGCCCCAUCCAGACCACGGUGACCACGCGGCCGGCCAUCGUGCGGCGAUGGGUGUACGGCACCCUGUGGCUCCAGCGCCGCCGCCUCCGCUCCUCCUCCGGCCUCACCGUCGGCCUGGGCGUGCAGUGGGCGCCGCCCUUCCACAGGUUGCCCGCCGGCGACGAGCCGCGCCCGGGCAUGCUGCAGCUAUGCGUCGGCAACCGCUGCCUCAUCUUCCAGCUCGCGCUGGCCGGUGGCGACGCCGUGCCGCAGAUCCUGCGCCGGUGGUCCGCAGAGCACACCGCGGCGUUCCAGUUCAAUGUGCCUUGUUGA
Molecule: messenger RNA, 369 nt
Organism: Panicum virgatum (switchgrass)
Lineage: Eukaryota; Viridiplantae; Streptophyta; Magnoliopsida; Poales; Poaceae
Exons: 2
Coding region: 1-369 (122 amino acids)
Cellular component (GO): cytoplasm; nucleus
Molecular function (GO): nucleic acid binding; 3'-5' exonuclease activity
Source: RefSeq, a predicted model, not a curated record